GUGCCGAGCCUGAGGCGGACAAUGGCAGAGCUGGGUGAAGCCGAUGAAGCGGAAUUGCAACCCUUGGUGGCUGCCGAACAGCAGAAGGCGCAGUUUACUGCACAGGUGCAUCAUUUCAUGGAACUAUGUUGGGGUAAGUGUGUAGAGACGCCAGGGAAUCACCUAGAUUCUUGCACUGAAAACUCUCUCUCCAGCUGUGUAGACCGCUUCAUUGACACCACUCUUGCCAUCACCAGUCGGUUUGCCCAGACUGUACAGAAAGGAGGGCAGUAGGCCAUCCCCCAGGAAAAUGACAGAAGCAAAGGACUCGUUAUUAAGCAGACUGAAGGGCCAGUAGGGGA
Messenger RNA from Cebus imitator (Panamanian white-faced capuchin), 341 nucleotides. RefSeq names its product mitochondrial import inner membrane translocase subunit Tim8 B-like. The coding region runs from base 22 to 273 and encodes 83 amino acids. The record is from RefSeq and is a predicted model, not a curated record. NCBI's taxonomy places the organism in Eukaryota, Metazoa, Chordata, Mammalia, Primates, Cebidae. The transcript has a single exon.